Molecule: messenger RNA, 1674 nt
Organism: Glycine soja
Lineage: Eukaryota; Viridiplantae; Streptophyta; Magnoliopsida; Fabales; Fabaceae
Product: protein CURVATURE THYLAKOID 1D, chloroplastic-like
Exons: 5
Coding region: 10-582 (190 amino acids)
Cellular component (GO): thylakoid; chloroplast thylakoid membrane
Source: RefSeq, a predicted model, not a curated record
GAAUCCCUAAUGACUCAUCUCACUCUUCAAUUCAAAUCCCUAAUGUCUACCACUCUCUCGAACCUUCCUAACGCCUCCUCUUUUCUUCCUAAACCUAAACCCAAACCCUCUCUUCCUCACCCACAAACACCUCUCACUCACUCCGCAGCACUUUUAUCUCGGUCAAUUUGCUUGAGGAAUCUGUUGCCAAAGGCAACGUCUUCUGAAGAGCGAUCCACUGGAGGAAGUCAAUUUUUCAAUGAGAAACGCGAUGGUGUCAUAAUCCUGGAGAAUGUUAAAGAGGAUAAUAAGAAUGAGUUCGAUAAAACGGUGAUUGAAGACACAAAAGAAGAAGAGUUGUCUGAUGAUGGACAGGGUCUGUCAUUUGAUUUGAUGGAUAAGCUCAAUUUUGAUACAGAUGACACUGGUUCUAUUGUCUUGUAUGGGGGUGGUGCCUUGGUGGCUCUGUGGCUAACAUCAGCUGUUAUUGGUGCAAUUGAUUCUAUCCCAUUGAUUCCGAAGUUGUUGGAAGUUGUUGGGCUUGCAUAUACAGUAUGGUUCACUUCCCGUUAUCUGCUUUUCAAGGUCUUGUUGCUGCCCUGAAAAAGCUCAAAUUUCUGGUCUUCCAAAUAACCCAGAUGACAGAAAACCAGAUCACAUGCCAUAUACGUAUGGGGGGGAUUACGCUCACUGUGGUUACCAUUCAGAUACGCAAUAAGCAUUUUUAACAAAGUCAUAUCCUUCCACCAACACGAACAACUUCUCUACCUUAAAUAUUUAAACUUACAUACAGGGCAUCUUCCAAGUCACUGUAUCAUAUGCAAAGAAACGCAAUAAGUGUUUUUUUGAAAGUUAUCUGUAUAAUUUUCAACAAAUACUCAUACAUCAUAGUAAUCUGUAUCAUAAUUUAAACUUUCAAAUAUGGCAUCUGUCAUGCGGUCUUCUAUUUCUUCUGUAUCAUAUCCAUAGUAGUCAAAACCAUCUUCUAUUUCUUCUGUAUCAUAUCCAUAGUAGUCAAAACCAUCCUCGGAACUUCUCCUACGUAUGUAGACAGUUCCGGUAUUACUGCCAUCUGCUUCUUGUGUGGCACCACGUGCAUGCAUUUCAAGUAUGAAAUCAGAAAUGGAACGAAUGUUGACGAGCAAAUAGCAGAACAAUGCGGCAACUGGAGCUAACUUGAAGCUCAUCUUCAUCACUGUGACCAAGAAACAUCCAACCAAGAAGUUAAACACACCAACUUCGAAUCCAAGUUGGAGUUGCCGCGACAAGCUCAUAGCCAUCAAUGCAAAUGCGCCACUGGAAGUGAGGUUCAUCAUUUUGCCGUGCGCAUUUUCCACCUUCCCUUCUUCACUACGGUCUUCGAAAACAGACCACAGAGAGGUGAGCGUUAAGACCACAAAACCCACUUGUGCUUUCAACAAGAAACUCCUCCCAUGUCCCCAGCUACAUCUUUUAAUGAAGAACAUGAAGAUAGAUAAAAGUGAGCUUACGACAGUGUACAUGAAGAUCUUCAGCGCGUUCCAGUGUCCGAACAUGUUGUGGAAAGAGGGACUGAGGGCAUAACAGCUGAAUCCAACUAUGCUUGAGACAAAGCCUGUUAGUCUCCACAGCAAAGGGUGGAUUAGGAGUUUUGAUAUUGAGGUUUGAAUGGCUUGAAUUUUGGUCAUUGUGGCAAGGAAGAAGAGUAGGCUCAAA